AUGGAUGGUCCAGUCGUUCUUGGUCGCAUAUCAGAUGUUCAUAGUGCUGGGUCAUUUGCUACAAUCGGCUGCUUCGGAAACUUCGUCCUUCCUGGUAUCGUUGUUGAUAAAGUGGGCGAGAUCUCGCUUCCGCUGUCGCCGCAUGAUGCCCAAGCUCUCAUUCAGGCGAGUCAUCAGGCACCAUUUGGGAAGGGAAACCAGACCUUGGUUGAUGAAGCAGUGAGAAAGACAUGGGAAAUCGAUGGACGCAAGGUGUCCUUCUCCAACAAGGCAUGGCACGGUUGGCUGGACGGUGUUGUCGGAACGGUAGCGGAAGAGCUUGGAGUAGCUGGCGGCCGGAACAGUGUCCGAGCGGAGCUCUACAAGAUGCUACUCUACGAGAAGGGCGCCAUGUUCAAGCCUCACAAAGAACGUCGAACAUGUUUGGAACGCUUGUUAUCUGCCUUCCUUUCCGAACAUGUCGGUGGUGUAGUCCGCCUAACACACGGCCAGAAGGAAAAGAUCUUUUCUACCGCCGAGUUCUCUGCUUUCAACAUGACCUAUAUUGCUUGGUAUGCAGAUGUUACCCAUGAAGUUGAACCUGUCGAAUCCGGUAAUCGAUGGAUCCUCAUAUACAACCUCGUCAAUACCUCAUCCGGCUUUCCCCAAUCUGCUACUCGACUUGAGGCUCAGAGAGCCCGCUUCUGUCAAACUCUUGCAGAAUGGCGUAACCUUGACGAAGAAUGCGAGUGCCUUUGCUAUGUUUUAGGUCACCAAUACACGAAUGCGGGGCUCAAACUGGUGAAUUUAAAGGGCGACGAUUAUUGCCGCACUCGUUAUGUCGCUGACAGUUGCGCAGAAGCUGGCGACUUUUGCGUCUUUCUCGCUAGCCUGCAGAAGGUGGUGACAUUUAUGAACGAUGAGGGAGGCAAGGAAGAUGCGGAGUCUGAACUUCGACUUAAUCGCAUUGUUGACCUAGAAGGGUUUCUGCUUCGGGAGUCUCUUCUUAUUCCCGAUGACUAUAUCUUGCAGGACGGGCUCUACGAUUCUAGGGAUCCCGACGAGCAAACUGGAGGAGAAUAUAUGGGAAAUCAACACGCCGAGUUCGACCAAUUUUACAAUGACACGGCAAUGCUCAUAAUUCCUAAAUCUCUGGCAACAGACUUUCUUCUUGGGAACGGCCAUAACCUGGGCGACUUUCAAGGCCUUCUUCAGCGCCUUCAAAAAUGUUUCAAGAUGCAAAAUAACGAUCCGCGUAUCCGCGAGUUGAUCGUUCAGACUUGCCAGAACCAUUUAACAACAGUUUAUCCGGAUAGCGGGACGAAAGACUUGUUUUUAGGUCCGAUAGCCAUUGCGGGGAUGGUCAUUGCCGACCAAGGCCUUUUCCGUAAUGCUGUCCAUUUGGUCACAGAUGGUUUCGACGAAAAUACUUUCUUUAUUCUCGGUGAACUCAUCUGUUUCCAAGCGCCGGCGGUUCUGGAGGAUAAGUAA
Mollisia scopiformis is the source of this 1470-nucleotide messenger RNA. RefSeq lists its product as uncharacterized. Bases 1 to 1470 code for a protein of 489 amino acids. The transcript is spliced from 5 exons. NCBI's taxonomy places the organism in Eukaryota, Fungi, Ascomycota, Leotiomycetes, Helotiales, Mollisiaceae. The record is from RefSeq and is a predicted model, not a curated record.